AUGAUCUCCGAGAAGACUGAUGAUCAGGUCCAGCCACCGUACCGCGGGGCCUACGCGGACGAUGAUAUCCCCGCGUCGAAAGAGGAGGUGCAGCUGAACGUGGGUGGCCGCGGUGCUACGCAGCGACGCCUGAAGAACUACCAGGUCAACAUGAUCGGGUUCUGCGGCGGCAUUGGCACAGGUUUGUUCGUGGGAACCGGCUCUGCCUACGCCACCGCGGGUCCGGCAGGCCUGCUGCUGGCGUACCUAGUGGUGGGAUUGGUGUUGUGGUGUGUGAUGCAGAGCAUCGCCGAGCUGGCUACGUUGCUGCCCACCGCAGGCUCGUUCCCCCACUGGGCCACUCGGUUUAUUGACCCGGCUGUCGGCUUCUCCCUGGCUAUUUCCUAUGGGUACUGCUAUACGAUCGCCAUCGCCUCGGAAGUGUCGGCUGCCGCCGUCAUCGUUUCUUUCUGGACAGACAUCACGCCCGCCGUGGUCAUCACCGUCGGCCUGGUCUUGAUUCUAGCGAUUAACCUCAUGAGCGUGCGCUUCUACGGCGAGACCGAGGUCGUUGCAGGCGCCAUCAAGAUCCUUUGUUUCCUCGGUCUGGUGAUUGUGUCCAUCGUCAUCACCUCCGGCGGUGGUCCCAACCACGAGACCAUCGGGUUCCGCUACUGGCACAACCCGGGACCUUGGACGAACUACAACGGCAUCACGGGCCCCAAGGGUCAUUUUCUCGGUUUCCUCUCGUCGUUUGUGAACGCCUCGUUCAGUUUCGUCGGCGUCGAGACGGUUGUUAUUACCGCCGCCGAAUCGGUCGACCCGCACUAUGCCAUUCCCAAGGCCGCGCGCCGCGUCACUUUCCGCAUCGCUUUCUUCUACGUCCUGGGCGCGCUGCUGAUCGGUCUCAUCGUGGAUCCCCGCAACGCGGCACUCGUUUCGGGCUCCGACAAUGCCAACAGUGCCCCCUGGGUUAUUGCUAUCCGAGAGGCGGGCAUCAGCGCCCUGCCGUCCAUCGUAAACGCCUGCAUUCUGGUCUCAGCCUGGUCCGCCGGUAACUCGUAUUGCUGGGUCGGUUCGCGUAUGAUCCUCGCCAUGACGACGGAUCGUCAGCUCCCACAGGUCUUUGGCCGGGUCACCAAAAACGGCGUACCUUACGUGGCGGUCAUCGCGUCCUGGCUGUUUGGGCCCCUGGCAUAUCUGAGUCUCGGCUCAGGCGGCGCCUCGCAAGCGUUCACCUGGCUGCUGAAUCUUAGCACCGUCGCCGGUUUGAUCGCCUGGGCGACGCUCUGCUUCUGUUAUAUCCGAUUUUAUGCCGGACUCAAGGCGCAGGGAGUCAGCCGCAGCUCGCUGCCCUGGAUGGCUCCGCUGCAGCCGUAUGCCGCCUGGUUCGGGUUCAUCGGAUCGACAAUCAUCACCCUAGUCGCCGGCUUCCCGGUAUUUCUGAAAGGAAAUUGGAACACGUCCGACUUCUUUGCUUCCUACAUUGGCAUUCCCAUCUUCAUCGUGCCCAUCAUUGGCUGGAAACUCAUCCAUAAAACCAAGUUCAUUCGCGCCUCCAACAUCGAUCUAUGGUCUGGUCGACUGCAGGAAGGCGAAAUAAUCGAGCACACCACCCCUCCGACUAGUGCCUUGGGACGCUUCGUGAACUGGCUCUUCUGA
Aspergillus affinis is the source of this 1641-nucleotide messenger RNA. Its product is annotated as putative amino acid permease. Gene Ontology annotation, molecular function: amino acid transmembrane transporter activity. Gene Ontology annotation, biological process: amino acid transmembrane transport. Gene Ontology annotation, cellular component: membrane. The transcript is spliced from 3 exons. The coding region runs from base 1 to 1641 and encodes 546 amino acids. Lineage: Eukaryota; Fungi; Ascomycota; Eurotiomycetes; Eurotiales; Aspergillaceae. The record is from RefSeq and is a predicted model, not a curated record.